CAACUGAUACGGAUAGUGGCCAGCUCCACAUGAACACACAGUUAAGAUCAUGAAGACAAAUUAUGUAAAGUUGUACACGAUAACUUGCAAUCUUUUCUCACUUUGUCAUUGAUGGUCUUGAGCAAAUCCUGUCUAAGAUGGUUUCUUGGCCUCCCGCAAUACAAUACGUCUUGGUGACUGGUGCCACCGGGUUUAUUGGUGCACAUGUUGUCGACCAACUUCUGUCGCGUGGUAUCAAAGUCCGCGGGGCUACUCGAUCAUUAUCCAAGGGGAAGGCCAUGAUUGAUGUGAGGCCUGAGUUUCGAGAGAAGCUUGAUUUCGUUCAGAUUGGCGACUUUGAGAACCCGGGAGGAUUUGUGGAGGCUAUUCAGGACAUCGACGCCGUUAUUCAUGUGGCAAGUCCUUUCACUUAUGACACCAAAGACAAUGAGAAAGAGUUGAUUAUACCAGCGAUCAAUGGUGUUGAUUCUAUCCUCAAAGCGGCGGCUACUUCGCCGAAAGUAAAGCGCAUCGUCAUCACGUCUUCCUUUGCAUCCGUCCUUGAUGCUGGGCGCAAGGCACCACCGUACUUCACUUACACUGGCGAUGACUGGAACCCUCUGUCAUACGAAGAGUCGGUCGACCCUGAAACAAGUGCUGUAAUAGCAUACCGUGGAUCCAAAAAGUUUGCAGAACUCAAAGCUUGGGACUUCAUCGCUAAAGAGAAGCCCUCCUUCGACCUGGUCACCCUUUGCCCGCCUAUGACGUUUGGUCCCAUACGGCAUCCCGUUACGAAUGUCGACGCGCUGAAUGAGUCAAACAAGAUGCUCUUCAACAUAGCCAGCGGCGAAACUCCGCUCCCAGUUGCCAGGGUAUCAUUCUGGAUCGACGUUCGCGACCUUGCCAAAGCUCACGUCGAGGCACUUUUGCGGCCUGAGGCUGGCGGAAAGCGGUAUAUUCCAGCGUCUCCUGAGAGAUUUACAUACAGCAAGGCCGCCAGCAUCAUUGGGUCGCAUUUUGCCUGGGCGGCAGAUAAUGUGUCGAAAGAGGUGCAGGCUCCUGAUGAAUCUCAUGGGGUGGAUGGGGAGACGGCUGGUCGGGAAUUAGGUCUUGAUUACAUACCUUUUACAAGGACUGUUAUCGACUUGAUCACGCAGGUAAGGGAUAUGCAAAAGUCAUGAUUGUUCGAACUGAGAAGUAUGGCACUGGAUUGUGGAAACUGGCCGAAGGCAGCAGGUAUAGUUCCGCCGAUGGUUGUCAUUGUCUUGCAAGAUUUCACCAGGAUCUCUUCCCUAAUGUUAUCCCAAGCUUCUUCCAAAUCAAAGAAAGAGGCUUCUUAAAUGCGAUAAUGCAAUCUAUUUAUGAGUUCUAUUCAUACGUGAUGCAUUGUAAUAUGUCUCAAUAACUAUGAACUUUUCGCAUAGCACGC
This is a messenger RNA of Fusarium odoratissimum NRRL 54006, 1408 nucleotides long. RefSeq names its product dihydroflavonol-4-reductase. Gene Ontology annotation, molecular function: oxidoreductase activity, acting on the CH-OH group of donors, NAD or NADP as acceptor. The record is from RefSeq and is a predicted model, not a curated record. The coding region runs from base 138 to 1160 and encodes 340 amino acids. The transcript has 3 exons. Lineage: Eukaryota; Fungi; Ascomycota; Sordariomycetes; Hypocreales; Nectriaceae.